GUUUCUGCUGCUGUCUAAAGUGUUUAUAAAAAGGUUGAGAUCAGAAAUUUGAGGAUUUCAUUACCAUUUGACUCAGCUGCUUCCGAUAUUCAAAUUAAUUAAAAAGCAUUCUCUUGAACAUGUAUUUUAGCAAGCAUAUAAGGGAAUUGAUCGUUAUAGUUCUCGUGAUUGAGUCGUCACUAUGUGACAUGAAUGAACCGCGCUGUUACAGUCGGUUUGACUACGAGGAGAAAAUGUUAGAGAAAAUGGUGAGAACUGAAAUCAAGAUGGAGGAGCUCCUCGGUAAACUAGACGCGCUUGGAAAGAGGCAAAUGCACGUAGAAACUGAGGUGGACUCUUCGGUAGAGGAUAUACACGCACUAGAAAAGAGGCUUACACACGCUGAAACUGAAGUGGACACUUCAGUAAAGGACAGUCAGGUUUUGAAAAAGAGGCUUACGCAACUUGAAACUGAGUUGGACAAUUCGACAAAGGAAAUACACGGUCUAGAAAAGAAACACGAUAUUGAAAAAGAGAAGUCAGUGAAGGCGAUUCACGAUUUGGAAGAAAGAUACAAUAGCUUACAAACUGACUUGAAAAAAAAUGAAAACACAACAAAAUCCUAUUUUGACGUGCGUGAAAAAUCACUUGAGGUAUUCGAUCAACGUCUGGACGCUAUUUCCAAGAAUAUUACAGAGGGUAUGCAUCAAUCUCCUGUUGCCUUCUUCGCCAUCCUGUCGACCGAUUUAAGAACAACAUCAUCCUUUCAGACCCUCGUAUUUACCAAAGUUGUCACGGACGUGGGCGGGGGUUACAACCCGGGGACAGGCGUGUUCACCACCCCGGUCGACGGUCUCUAUGUGUUCUCAACUUCUGUCAUGGUUAACCUGUCCACGUCGACGACCUUUGCUCAUAUCAGAAUAGACAAGAACGGAGGUAAGGUAGCGUACCUCUAUGCCAACGACAGUGACGGUGACUUCGAGACAGUCUCGGGUACAAUCAUUCUCUCACUGAAGGUCGGGGAUAAUGUGAAGAUGUUAUGCGAUCAAAGUGGACGAACCAUUCAUGAAUUUUCGAUCUUUUCCGGUUUUAGAUUAGAAUAAAUGCAUGCAUGAGCACAGAACAUUUUAAGUGAAUUGAGCUCGCCAUCGUUUUCUUAAAUGUUACAAUUCAUUUUAUUUUAAUUCAUAGAAACCUGAGUAUUAGUUCGUAAUUGUGAAUCUUGUCUGAGUGUGUGUCAUUUUGUUUGUCAGAUAUUACAUGCACCUGAAAAACAAAAUCAUGUAUUUUGCCAAUAUACCCUACAUCAGCCCGAUACCGUAUUUUGACAUAUCAUAAACUGUCAUAUACUUUGUAAAGAUUUGAAAGUUUUCAGCAUUUAAGUUGUACCUGCUCAGUUAUGAAUUUUCAUUAGGGCCAUAGCCUGUGAAUAUAUUGAUCUAAAACGCGACACACGAUAGCAUGAGAGGAAAACGCGAAAUCCCGAGACUACGAUAACGAAAACGCAACAGUUCGAUGAUGGUGAACGGCAAUACGAUAACGAAAACAGAAUAAUACGAGAGAAAGAAGAUGAUAGUGCGAUAUACUCUUGUGUUUCACCAGAGUACUGUCGCGUUUUCGCCAUCGUAAUAUCGCGUUUUUUUUAUCGUAGUAUCGUACUAUCCCAUUAACAUCAUCGUACUUUCGCGUUUUAAGAUCGUAUUGUCGCGUUUUAAUUUUCUUACUGUUGAGUUAUCAUCAUCGUACUAUUGCCUCAAAUAGAAUUACGUCACGUCAUCUUAACCUGACAAGAGCACCUGUCUACUACUUCUGCUACUGCUGCUGCUGCUAAUUCUUCGUAUUCUACUACUACUAUUACUACUACUACUACUACUACUACUACUACUACUACUACUACUACUACUACUACUACUACUACUACUACUACUUAUACUCCUACUACUACUACUACUACUACUAACACUACAACUACUACUACUACUACUACUACUACUACUACUACUACUACUACUACUACUACUACUACUACUACUACUACUACUACUACUGCUACUACUACUACUACCACUACUACUACUACUACUACCACUACUACUACUACUACUACUACUACUACUCACCUACUACUACUACUAUUAAUACUACUACUACUACUACUACUACUACUACUACUACUACUACUACUACUACUACUACUACUACUACUACUACUACUACUACUACUACUACUACUACUACUACUACUACUACUAUUUAUAUUAUUAAUAUUAUAAUUAUUACUACUAUAUCGCCUAAAACUCAUAUAAUUUGAGUGUAAAAACACUAAUAUUUUAUCAUUGAAAGUACAUACAGCUUUUCCUCAUACUCAAAAAAGUGCUCUUGGGUUGUAAUGUGUUGUGUAUGUGUUUGACUAUAUAUGUAAUAACAUGUAUAUCAUAAUAUGUUCAUGUAAUUGUCAUGUCCGUGUAUCAUAGUUCUUAAGCUCGGAGUUAAACUGUAUACAUCUACUAUAACAAACCUAAUCGAAAGAUAUUUGGUUAAUGUAUAUUGUAAUUAAAUAAAUGCAUUUUCCCUCUUUAAUGAUAUGUGCAUGUGUCAUGUAUAAAUGUUUAAUAAAUAACAUGUAAGGACUGCGACUGUUAUUCAAACAUUCCAAUGAAACGUAAACAUAAGACCAGCAAUAGGAAAUAAAAUGAAAUGACACCAGUAAAAUCAUUUUGUUGGCAUGAUUAUUGACCAUUGGAAUCAAAGGUGUAGCCACAUUAUUUCAUCCAGAUAAAAUAAACUAGUUGAAACAGACUCUACUGAUACAAACUCUAUUUCAAAGUAUGUAGCAUUACAUACAAUUCUAGUCCAUAAUUAGUUAUUUGCUACACACGUUUUUCCAACUAAUGGUCAAACGGGUCAGGUGUUCGGACAAUGUUGUCAAAACACAUUACCGACACAACAACUGCGGUAUCUCAUUGCAACAUAGUUUUCGUUUCCGCAACAAAAAACUUAGACAAUAAGAUACAUUUUUAGGAUUUGAACCCAUCUUGUGUCUGAGAUAAUGUGAUCGUGACCUCUGGACAUUUAGUAAUAAUGAAGCAAACG
Molecule: messenger RNA, 3072 nt
Organism: Mya arenaria
Lineage: Eukaryota; Metazoa; Mollusca; Bivalvia; Myida; Myidae
Exons: 2
Coding region: 120-1082 (320 amino acids)
Molecular function (GO): protein binding
Source: RefSeq, a predicted model, not a curated record